AUGGACAAUGACAAAGAGGCAGCAAGGUAUCAACCCGAGACUUUCCAGCCCAGCGUGAUCAGCUCCCAGCCUCAAGUGAGCAUCCACCAGUGCGCCGUGUCCCACUGGAGCUCUAACACGCUGGACUGCUGCGAUGACUGCGGCAUCUGUCUGUGUGGGACCUUCUUGGCGUGCAUCCUGGAAGGCAAGGUGGCCCAGGAUCAUGGGAAGAGCUGCUGCCUGGCCUUCCUUCCUGGCUCCUCGAUGGCUUUGAGGACCAGCAUUCGCCACAAGUACCGCACUGAAGUACGAUUGGCCAGGUGA
Molecule: messenger RNA, 303 nt
Organism: Syngnathus typhle (broad-nosed pipefish)
Lineage: Eukaryota; Metazoa; Chordata; Actinopteri; Syngnathiformes; Syngnathidae
Gene: cnfn
Product: cornifelin
Exons: 3
Coding region: 1-303 (100 amino acids)
Source: RefSeq, a predicted model, not a curated record